This is a messenger RNA of Lineus longissimus, 2660 nucleotides long. RefSeq names its product potassium voltage-gated channel protein Shaw-like. The transcript is spliced from 3 exons. Lineage: Eukaryota; Metazoa; Nemertea; Pilidiophora; Heteronemertea; Lineidae. Gene Ontology annotation, cellular component: membrane; voltage-gated potassium channel complex. Gene Ontology annotation, molecular function: delayed rectifier potassium channel activity; protein binding. The coding region runs from base 90 to 1970 and encodes 626 amino acids. The record is from RefSeq and is a predicted model, not a curated record. Gene Ontology annotation, biological process: potassium ion transmembrane transport; protein homooligomerization.
AAAGGAAGCUGAAGAAUUAAGAUCACUUUUACAGCAAUAAUUUUAGAGCAUGGAGAAUUUAAGGUUCAGCCUGCGGCUAACCCGCCACGAUGAUUUCGACAACAAUGGUAACCAACAUAAAUGUCAAGCAAACAAGGAAGGUUAAAGAUGCAAGAAAGGUCAAUGUAGAUAGAAAUAAAAUGCCAGAAGAAAAGAAAAGGACGGGGUCAUACCUAAGUGAUAGUCCCCCACCCGGAUAUAUGGAGAACAUGGAUACGCCAAUCAUACUCAACGUUGGUGGUCGCAGGUUCGAGACCAUGAUGUCGACGUUGCAGAAUGUCCCAAAUACGCGGUUGGCAAACUUGGAUAAAAGUGCCUUCUGGCGACCGGAUAAGAAUGAAUACUUCUUUGAUCGUCAUUCGGAAGUCUUCGAGGCCGUUUUGAAUUAUUACAGAGUAGGAGAGUUGCACAUACCGUUAGGUCUCUGCGGGCCUAUUGUAAAACGAGAGCUAGAUUUCUGGGGGAUCGUGGACCAGGAUAUCGAGAUGUGUUGCCAGCUGACGUACGCUUCCUACCAGUCGCAGAAAGAUAAUCUCCUGAAGUUCGACAAGGAGAGACACCUAGAGGAGGACAAGGUAUUGAACCCGAACGGCCGCUGGUCGAGUAUUCGGCCAGUUGUCUGGACGUUUCUCAACAAUCCGAGGACAUCCAGAGCUGCUAUGGCGUAUGCUGUGAUUUCGACCAUCAUGAUCAUCAUUUCCGUCUUAUCGCUCAUACUCGCGAGUCAUCACACCUUCCGCAUCGAAAUGUCGGACGAGGACUGGGCUGUAUACCACAAGGUUAGCUUGGAUGACUUCUUGCAAGACAAGCACGGGUUGAAACGAGAUCGAAUCCGAAACCAUGCAACUUCAAAUGCGGCUGACACACCAACGUCGAAUGCCACCACAUCUGGCAGGCGUAAACGGGCUGUGAAAGGCGAUAAUGCAGCAAAUGACAACACAGUAACGACUAAUACGACCGAGUCCGCAUCUCCGACAAAUGAUGAUCUGCCCCCGCCUCCCGGUAAAGGAAGGGCCGACAUAAUGACUGCAUUCCUCAAAGCAAAAGCCGAGGAAGAGUUGGAAAAACAAUACGAAACGUCCGAAGAUCUUUCUAUCCCGCAUCCAUGUUUUGACUAUAUCAAUAUAGUUUGCAUAGCAUUCUUUACGUUGGAGUACAUAGUGCGGUUCAUUUUUUCACCACGGAAAUGUCGCUUUCUGAUUGCCCCAAUGAACGUCAUUGAUAUUUUGUCCGUUUUGCCCUUCUAUGUCAUGGAGAUUAUACUCCUGGUUGAUCCGACUGAGAAGUACAAGGAUUCAGUCCUUGACAUCAUCACAGCAUUCCAGGUCAUCAGGGUGUUUCGUGUCUUUCGAAUGAUGCAGCACUUCAAUGGCAUGAUGGUUCUCAUGUACACAAUGAAAGUCAGCUUUAAGGAGAUUUUACUAACUUUCGUAUUCGUGUGCAUGGGAAUUCUUAUUUUUGGCUCUCUCAUGUACUAUGUUGACUCCAAAGAAACAUACAAGAGUAUUCCAUUAUCGUUCUGGUGGGCCGUCGUCACCAUGACCACAGUCGGCUACGGCGAUAUGUAUCCCAAGACAGAAAUGGGCUACGUUGUUGGUGCACUAUGCGCAAUGUCUGGAGUAGUCGUCAUCGCGUUGACCGUACCCAUUGUCGUCAACAACUUCAUGUUGUUUUAUCAGCAUGCUGCGUCCACUCCUGAUAUCAACAGCACUGGCCGUAACACCGAGAAAACACAUGUGAAGAAGGUUAAAAAUGAUGUCUAUCUUGCUGCGGCUAAAAGGAUGCUUGCUUUGGAGACUGAUGAAAUGUCUGAAGAUAAUCUUUCCCGCAAGCUUCCAGUGUUGUCGGAAUCGCGUUGUGGCUCAAAAACGGGUGUCAAUGGUCAGAUUGAGUACGGCCGUAAUUCGAGUUCAACUGCUUGGGCUGAAUAAAGGAAAUACAGCAUAUGUAAUCAGUUAAAAAGGGGCUCCAGGCAGGAAGUAGAAGGGUCCAAAUCGUGGUCUCCAGGCGACCACUACGCAUUGUUUCGGAACUGGGUCUGGUUCCCGGGUCUGGUUUAACUUAUAAGUAUUCCUCAUACGAGCAUGAAGAGUGCUGAUCGAUAGUAGAGCCGCCUUUGGCUACUUGGUGAAACUUGAUUUGGCCCACCUGGUUCGUGCCUAAUCUCCCUUUAACACUUUGCUUUGAGCAGCAAAUAAGAUUGCGACGUAAACAUAAUGUUGGAGCCAGAAUUUCCCUUACUAAACAAUUCUAUGACCGGAGCGUUUUGUUUUAAAAUCAUCAGCUAUUGUGAGAAAUGACUACCGUAAGAUAUGUAGUUUCGUUUCGGGACAUAACGCCAGAAGUGUCCAGUUUCUCAAUAUCAAUUGGCUCCUCAUGCCCGAUGCAAUAGUCCAGGUUCACCUGUCUCUGUGCACUUCAUAUGUUACAGCAGUCAACACAAAGGAACCAAAGCUUGAACGUGACGUAUAGUGAAGCAGAAAAUAAAUAAUUACUUCUCUCGCUAUUUCGCAAUUUCAUCCAACCAGCUUCCUACGUAAUUUCUCGUUGUAACGUGAUAUAUUUACGUCUUGAUGAAGAAGUGAACGUCAAAUACUGAAUAGAGUCAUUUCGUUCUCUUU